AUGAAGAAGGGAGUAUCGAAUUUCUAUGAGUUUCAUAGUUUUCUUGAUCCAGGAUGUCCGAUUACGCCAAUGGGUCCAUUUCGUGAUAAUAUUCGGUAUUUUCUUCAGGAAUGUGCUGAGGUUGAGGAGUAUACAGUUGAAGGAAUGCCAAUUUGGUGUACGUUUUUGAUUCAUAAGAGUAAAGGUGUGCUGAUUCCUCUUUACACCAUUGAAGAGAAUGUGAAGAGCUCUGUUAGAACUUUCUGUGAUCACUGUCGAUGUGCUGGUAUAGAGAGUCAGUUUCUGAUAGACCCUUGGUUCAACAAAAGCAAGUUGUGCAAAAUAAGGCUAUAUCCAUUUAACAGGAGGCAAGAGGCGCGGGAUGCUGCUCGUCUCCACAUUGGCGAUACAGGAUUGAUUGACUAUGUGCUGAAAUCAACGAACAAUGUGAUUAUUGGAGUCUAUGUAGUUCGACGUGCAGUGAACCGAGCCACGAGGGUGUUGGAGUACACGAUUCAGGAACUUCGGAAUUGUGAUCAGCCUGAACAAGAAAAGCUCCCCGAGCCAUUUCAGGACUAUGCUGUUAAUCCUGGAGCUGAUGCGUACACUGAUGUUUUAUGCUUGUAUAAUAAUCUUCUUCUGAGCUUCGCGGAAUCUGAUGAGUUAAGCCUGGCUGUUAGGAUAGUAUCAGACAGCAAGCAAUUUUUGAAGGAAUGGCCAUUUCGUGAUGAUCCAGAUGACAGCUUGUUGAGGUUCAUUUGUUGCAUUUUGCCAAAUUCUAAUGGUUUGGAAGCUGUAUUUUCAAAGGGAUAUCCCCCAGGAGAGGUGGUUGAAGUUCCGCUACACUCAACAAUUGGUGAUCUAAAGAUAGCAGUUGAGUCUGCAAUGAGGGACACUUACUGCAUUAUAGACAAUUUGAUGAUAACAGAUAUUGCAGGGAUGGAGCAACUGGAAGAUUAUGAAGUGCUCUUUGGCAUCGUCCAGUCUGGCUCAGAACUUUGGGUGAGGGGUUUCGGGUUGGAUUUGGACAGUGAGUUGAAAAAUGAAGGAGGGUCUGAUAACUGGACAGUGAACUGUAGGUGUGGUGCUCGGGAUGAUGAUGGUGAAAGGAUGGUUUCAUGUGAUAUAUGUGAGAUAUGGCAGCAUACUCGCUGCUGUGGCAUCGAAGAUUCUGAGGUUGUGCCACCAUUGUUUGUCUGUGAGGCUUGCUGCACUUCACUUGCACCACCAAGAGCACAGAACAGCUUUGAGUUUGCUCAUUAUGGGACUGCUGCAGCACUAGUGCCUUGUGCUUCUCACUUUGGCAUGGACCUGAUAUACUGA
Molecule: messenger RNA, 1302 nt
Organism: Solanum stenotomum
Lineage: Eukaryota; Viridiplantae; Streptophyta; Magnoliopsida; Solanales; Solanaceae
Product: PHD finger protein MALE MEIOCYTE DEATH 1-like
Exons: 3
Coding region: 1-1302 (433 amino acids)
Source: RefSeq, a predicted model, not a curated record